CAGCGUUGCGCUCAAAGAGAUCGCCGGCGCCCGUCCGUCACCCUUCUUCGUUUUCUGGUUGCCAAACUAGUGAGCUCACCAUCCGGAGAAGCCGCGACCAGGUUCUGAGUCGACACGGCACGCGCUCGCCCUGUUCGUCGCGCGACGCCACGACGCCCACGCGCCAAGCGCAACCAAGCACCACGCGUCCACCGCCACCCCACCAUUUCGGCCCAACACGGCCCCCGCUCUUCCAUCCCGGCGGCUCGAGGCUUCCGGCCGUGGCCUCGGCCCUCUCCUCCCAAACCAUCGCAGAAUCCUAUGCUCUUUCCGAAGAACCCAGAACGCUAGAAUCCUCUGCUCUGCUCUGCUCUGCUCAGCUGCGUGCGUGCACCCGUUACCGCCACCCGGCACGCCGCCGCGCCAUGGCCGCGGCCAUUCUCCGCCGCCUCAGCCCCACCCCCGCUGGCAGCCCGCGCGUGUCCCCGCUACCGCUACCACCCCUCUUCGCCCGCGGGGUCUCCGACUCCACGGACCCGAUCACCGUGGAGACCUCGGUGCCCUUCAAGUCCCACCUCGUGGAGCCUCCCUCCCGCUCCGCCACCACCUCGGCCCGCGAGCUCCUCUCCUUCUUCCGCGACAUGUCCCUCAUGCGCCGCUUCGAGAUCGCGGCGGACUCCCUCUACAAGGCCAAGCUCAUCCGGGGCUUCUGCCACCUCUACGACGGGCAGGAGGCCGUCGCCGUGGGCAUGGAGGCCGCCAUCACCCGCGCCGACGCCAUCAUCACCGCUUACCGCGACCACUGCGCCUACCUCGCCCGCGGCGGGGACCCCGUCUCCGCCUUCGCCGAGCUCAUGGGCCGCCGCGACGGCUGCUCCAGGGGGAAGGGGGGAUCCAUGCACUUCUACAAGCGCGACGCCAACUUCUUCGGAGGGCAUGGCAUCGUCGGUGCGCAGGUGCCGCUCGGCUGCGGCAUCGCCUUCGCGCAGAGGUACAGGAAGGAGGGCACCGUCACCUUCGACCUCUACGGCGACGGCGCCGCCAACCAGGGGCAGCUCUUCGAGGUGCUCAACAUGGCCGCGCUCUGGAAGCUGCCGGUCAUAUUGGUCUGCGAGAACAACCACUAUGGAAUGGGGACUGCAGAGUGGAAGGCAUCCAAGAGCCCAGCUUACUACAAGCGCGGGGACUAUGUGCCUGGGUUGAAGGUUGAUGGAAUGGAUGUUCUUGCAGUGAAGCAGGCUUGCAAAUUUGCCAAAGAUCAUGUCCUCGAAAAUGGACCAAUUAUUCUUGAGAUGGACACCUAUAGAUACCAUGGGCACUCUAUGUCAGAUCCAGGUAGCACCUACCGCACUAGGGAUGAGAUUGCAGGGAUAAGACAGGAGCGUGAUCCAAUCGAAAGGGUUAGGAAGCUCAUGUUGGCCCAUGACUUCGCCACGGCCCAAGAGCUAAAGGACAUGGAAAAGGAGAUAAGGAAGCAAGUUGACGCAGCCAUUGCCAAAGCAAAGGAGAGUCCAAUGCCCGAUCCGUCUGAGCUCUUCACAAACGUUUAUGUCAACGACUGUGGUUGGGAGUCCUUUGGAGUAGACAGGAAGGUGCUGAGGACUGUUCUUCCGUAGGCUGGCGAACAAGAACACAUACACUAAUACGGUGUGUACGAGGAGAGAUACCAGACCAGCGAAUACAGGCGAAGAAUCCUCAGUGUUGCUAUGCGUUUCCUUUCUGGCACGAAAUAAGUUCUUGUGUGCGUGGGUGUAUAGAUUUGCAUCCAAUUGCAGAAUUGCUGGAUUCUGUUUCUGCCGCAGUGGUUUUCCUUAUGGGCCCCUGUUUUUUUUUUUUACUGUUGCCUCUGCACGGUGGGUGAGUUGUAACAAUGUGCAGCUGAAAUUUACUCAGGUUCCCGUGCGAUGUGGAUGUGUUCAUCUCC
This is a messenger RNA of Setaria italica (foxtail millet), 1903 nucleotides long. Its product is annotated as pyruvate dehydrogenase E1 component subunit alpha-2, mitochondrial. The coding region runs from base 405 to 1595 and encodes 396 amino acids. Gene Ontology annotation, biological process: pyruvate decarboxylation to acetyl-CoA. The record is from RefSeq and is a predicted model, not a curated record. The transcript is spliced from 8 exons. Gene Ontology annotation, cellular component: intracellular membrane-bounded organelle. NCBI's taxonomy places the organism in Eukaryota, Viridiplantae, Streptophyta, Magnoliopsida, Poales, Poaceae. Gene Ontology annotation, molecular function: pyruvate dehydrogenase (acetyl-transferring) activity.